AUGUCAGCCACCAAGAAGCACGUUGUGUUCGACAUUGUCGGUACCAUCGUAACCUACGAUUCUAUCCUCAAUGCUCUCGAGAACAGACUCGGAGAUCGCCUCCGCGCUGAAGGUGUCAAACCCGCCAUGCUUGGCUACAUGUGGUUUGAGAUUUCAGAGCGAGAGUACACUUAUCUCAGCAUCACCGGGCGGUACCGCCGCUUCUACGAUGUCUUUUGCAGCCUUUUCUACCGCAUGAUAUGGAUCGGUGGCAUCAAGGAGCCCAGGUCCUUUGCCUCGGAUGAGGAUUUGGCCUACAUUGUCAAGCAUUUCAAGGAUCUUCCGCUGCGUGAAGGGGCUGCUGAGUGCCUGCAACUCCUCCGCGACGCCGGCUUCACUGUCUGGGGUUUCACUGCUGGCGACACAGAACAGGUGAGGGGAUGCUUCUUGAGUAAUGGCAUUGAAAUGCCAAUCGAGAAUUUCGUCUCGUGUGAUGAAGCUGGCGUCGGCAAGCCAGCACUCAACUCGUACCGACCCCUGUUGGAUCGACUUGGUGAUGCGGAGAAGUGGUUCGCGGCGGCGCACAUGUGGGACGUGUCUUCUGCGAAGCAAGCUGGAUACAAGGGUGCCUACUGCACCAUCUUGGAGAAGGAGUCGUGUGCCGACAUUUUCGGCGAGAUGGAUGUUAUGGCCGAUACGCUCCCCGAUAUGGCUCGCAGGAUCAUCAAGGCGUCCGAGGCCCAAUCAAAGCCAGGUCUUUUAAACUCUGUUCUCCCCCAUCCAAUGGCUUCCAACACAACUAAUCGUGCGCCAGUCGCGAAUCCCACAUCUUCCUUCUGGAAUUUUGAGCCCAAGAAGCUCGAUGACAAUCGAAGCACACUCGAGUUGCCCGCCAAGGCCGACGUCGUGAUUAUUGGGUCUGGUCUCUCUGGCGUGGCUACUGCAUACUUUCUCCUCAAGGACAACCCCAACCCUCCCUCGAUUGUGCUGCUCGAGGCGAGAAAGAUAUGCUCCGGUGCGACUGGGCGUAACGGCGGACAUGUCAAGCCCGACACCUUCUCGGAUAUUCCCAAGUUUACAAAGCUCUUCGGCAAGUCAGCGACGGCGGAACUUGCUGCUUUUGAGGCAUCGCAUGUCUACGCCGUCAAGGACCUUGUAGAGAAGGAGAACCUGGACUGUGAUUUCCACAUUACGAGAGCCUUGGACGUCUUUCUCGAUUCAGCGCACGCCGACGAAGUUCAGGCAACCUUCAAGAGUCUCUCUCAGACUUCUGACAUUAAUCUUGCCGAUGUCGCUUUCACUGGUCGAGAUGAUGCUGAAAGAGUUUCGGGGGUCAAGAACGCCAAAUGCUGCAUAUCGUACACGGCGGCUCAUCUGUGGCCUUCCAAGCUGGUGCAUCAAAUACUCGAAAAGCUUAUCAAGAGUGGGCUCAACAUUCAGGCCCACACACCAGUGACGUCGGUGUCAUCGACCCGAGACUCAAGUGGCCUCUGGUCUGUUCACACGUCCCGCGGAACCAUCAAGGCACCAAAGCUAGUUCACGCAGCAAACGCGUACACAUCGCAACUCCUCCCCGAGUAUUCACGGGCCAUCACCCCUGUUAGAGGUAUCUGUAGUCAUCUCGAGAGUCCCAAAGGCAAGAAAACUCCUCACCUUGUCAACACCUACGGUAUCAGAUUCGACAAGAUGAACAAUGACUAUCUCAUUCCUCGGGCGGAUGGAAGCAUCAUUGUGGGCGGUGCGAGGCAGGCGUUCUGGCAUAAGAAGCACCGAUGGUUCGACAAUGUGCGAGAUGACGAACUGGUGAACGAAGCGGUCCCUUAUUUCGACAACUACAUGCAGCGAAACUUCCGCGGGUGGGAGGAUAGCGAUAUGAAGACCAACAAGGUUUGGACUGGGAUCCUUGGCUACAGCUCAGAUUUUAUGCCUCAUGUUGGCCAAGUCCCGGAAAAACCUGGUCAGUUCAUCAUGGCAGGGUUUACAGGUUACGGUAUGCCCAAGAUCAUUCUAUCCAGCAAGGGCUUGGCUGCCAUGGUGCGCGAUGGCGCCACUUUCGAGGAGACAGGCUUGCCUAGGAUUUUCAAGACGACCAAGAAAAGAAACGAAGCCAAAUUAAGCCCGCUAGAAGAGUCCCUAGCGCCUUUCUGGGCCGAGAAGUCGAGGCUGUGA
Messenger RNA from Fusarium vanettenii 77-13-4, 2148 nucleotides. RefSeq lists its product as uncharacterized. The record is from RefSeq and is a predicted model, not a curated record. The transcript is spliced from 7 exons. Gene Ontology annotation, molecular function: oxidoreductase activity. Gene Ontology annotation, cellular component: cytoplasm. Bases 1 to 2148 code for a protein of 715 amino acids. Lineage: Eukaryota; Fungi; Ascomycota; Sordariomycetes; Hypocreales; Nectriaceae.